Phragmites australis (common reed) is the source of this 1771-nucleotide messenger RNA. RefSeq lists its product as uncharacterized. The transcript has a single exon. NCBI's taxonomy places the organism in Eukaryota, Viridiplantae, Streptophyta, Magnoliopsida, Poales, Poaceae. Gene Ontology annotation, molecular function: protein binding. Bases 270 to 1349 code for a protein of 359 amino acids. The record is from RefSeq and is a predicted model, not a curated record.
AAAUCGAAUCUCCAAAUUUCAAAAUUCAAAUGUCGAAACACGGGAAAUGGGUAGGGAAAUCACUCGCUACACACAAUCGGAUCCUACAGCUAGGCUCCUAGGGGCCCCAAGCCUCGCACCCGAAUAGAAAUCUGCAUCUUCCUCCUCUCGCCAGUCUCCACCAACCAUCCUCCGCUCCUCCCCUCGCAAGUUGCGAUUUCCAAAUCCCGAUGCUUCCUCGCCAUUAGCUCCCCCUCCUCCAUCCCUUCUCCCUCCCGCCGCCGUUUCCCAUGGCGUCGUCGUCGUCGCACCACCCGGACUCCUCCUCCACCCCGCGCGCCGGUGCCGGAGCCGUUAACGGCCACCACCCGCCACCUCUUCCCCCGGCCCCGGCCCCCGCUGCUCCUCCUCCCGCGCAGGCGCAGGCGCACGGGGGCCCGCAGGUGCGCCUCAUGUGCAGCUUCGGCGGCCGCAUCCUGCCGCGCCCGGGGGACCGCCAGCUGCGCUACGUCGGCGGGGAGACCCGCAUCGUCGCGUUCCCGCGCGCCGCCGCCUCCUACGCCGCCCUCGUCGCCGCGGUCGCCAAGGCGGCGCCCGCGCUCUUCGCGCCGGGGGCGCCCCGCCCCUCGCUCAAGUACCAGCUGCCCCAGGACGACCUCGACUCGCUCAUUUCCGUCACCUCCGACGACGAUGUCGACCACCUCAUGGACGAGCUAGACCGCAUCCACGGCCUCGCCGCCAACGUCGCCAAGCCGCCCCGCCUCCGCGUCUUCCUCUUCACACCCGCGCCCGAGUCCGCCUUUGGCUCUGUCCUCUCUGGCACCGGCGGCGAGGCCGCCACCGACCAGUGGUUCGUUGACGCGCUUAACGCCCCCGCGCCGCACCCCAUCGAGCUGGGCCGAUCCGAGGCCUCCUCGAUCAUCUCCGAGGUGCCGGACUACCUCUUCGGCCUCGACACCGCCUCCGACGAGCCCAGCCCCGGCCCCGCGGCCGCCCGCAACAAGUCCGACGCGGAGAUACCGCACCACGGCGAGGACGACGUGCCGUCUCCCGCGCCGGGCAUGUACCAGGCGCCGUACGCCGCGGAGGGAUCGUCGUGGCCGGCCCCGCCGCCGCCGUACAUGGCGCAGCCCUUGUACUACUUCGCCGUGCCGCCGGUCCACUACCUGGACCCAUCUGCGCAGGGCGGCUACAUGCCUCAGCCGCUCUACAACAUUGCCGGUGGCGGAGGAAGCGAGGCACCCAGCGCCGUCUACGGCGUCCCGCACCCCAUUCAGCCGUACCCGCAGAUGAUGUACCCGCCGCCGGGCGCGGUCGUCUACACGGCGGAGGGGAAGCCACCGCCGGAUGGUGUGGCCCACUCUUCGUAGGCCUGCCUGCCUGGAGCUGUUGCUAAGUGGUUGGUUCUGAUGAUUGCGUAUGAUGCCCAAGUCAAGGAAUUUUGCAUUGCUGCGUGCCUGGUAAUUUUUUAUCGUUUCAUCUGGUUCUUGUGGGUAGGUUGGUGUAUAGACGAGGGAUGUGAAUAAUGAUUGGACAUUGCAAUUUUCGUCGAGUGAAAUAUAUUCGUGAAAUGUAGUUAUGAGAGUAUAGUAUGUUGUGUGAUUAGUAGCAAGUUAAUGUAAUGUGGAUUCAUAUAUUCUAGGUGGUUCUGGAAGACAAAUUUUGGGCAUUUUGUUACAUAAGCCGGAUGUCGGGUGAAUGUUCUAAGCAAAUAUGUGCUGCAAAAUGUUUGUUUACUUGGUGUUUUGUAGAGCCUUAAUUUCUAACGAGUGGUUUACUGAAUUUUAGACAA